UUGGUUCUUAAACUUUUUAAGUGUCUGGUUUUCUCUUUGUAAUCUUUAAGAAAAAAAAUGGUGAACUUGGUCUUGAUGAUCACCGGUGAACUUGAUAAUUUAACUGAUCUUCAACCACAAGGCGGUUGUGAUGAUGCUAACUUUCCCUUUUACAUCAAGAUUAAAUGUGGGAAUUGUGGAGAAGUAAGCCCAAAAGAAACAUGUUUAGUAUUGUCUGAUACAGUAUCUAUUCCUAAGAGUAGAGGAACUACUAAUCUUGUCCAAAAGUGUAAAUUCUGUGGGAGAGAAGGAAAUAUCACAAUGAUACCAGGAAAAGGUCGUCCAUUGACACUUGAAGCUGGUGAAACGGAGGAAUACGUGCCGUUGAUGUUGUUUGACUGCAGGGGAAUUGAACCAGUUGAAUUUGCUUUUGGAGAUGGGUGGAAAGUUCAGUCAACGGAUGGAACCAAGUACGAAGGCAUUGACUUGUCGAGCGGGGAGUUUUCAGAAUAUUGCGAGAAGGGGCAAGUCCCAGUUAUGAUUUCUAACCUCAAGUCCAAGUUUGAAAUCCUCAAGUAAAAUGAAGAAGUAAUAUGAUAUGGAUUUAACAAAAACUAUUAUAAUGUGUAUUAUUAGUUACGUUUAAGGUUUAUCAAUUUCAUCGCAAACAAGAAACUUUAGAAUGCUUCUGAGAUUUGGACUUAUCUUAUUUGAGUAUUGUAGUUUGUAUUACAAUUGAAUAGUUUCGGAUGAUAUACGCUUCCACAAGAAACAA
This is a messenger RNA of Papaver somniferum (opium poppy), 754 nucleotides long. RefSeq names its product UPF0587 protein C1orf123-like. The record is from RefSeq and is a predicted model, not a curated record. Bases 58 to 558 code for a protein of 166 amino acids. NCBI's taxonomy places the organism in Eukaryota, Viridiplantae, Streptophyta, Magnoliopsida, Ranunculales, Papaveraceae. Gene Ontology annotation, molecular function: zinc ion binding. The transcript is spliced from 4 exons.